Molecule: messenger RNA, 3745 nt
Organism: Hibiscus syriacus
Lineage: Eukaryota; Viridiplantae; Streptophyta; Magnoliopsida; Malvales; Malvaceae
Product: pumilio homolog 4-like
Exons: 11
Coding region: 254-3334 (1026 amino acids)
Biological process (GO): post-transcriptional regulation of gene expression
Cellular component (GO): cytoplasm
Molecular function (GO): mRNA binding
Source: RefSeq, a predicted model, not a curated record
UCCGUUAAAAGGUUUCCUUUUCCUCUCCCUAUUUUUUGAAUAAAAUUUAUUUCUCUUGCUAGAGUUUCGAUCCAUAUUUAUUUUUGGGUUUAAAACUUCGAGUUCAUCCUACGAAAACGAGUAUUGAUCUUCAAGCAGGCAAGUUUCUCUUUUAUCACGCCGUUAAUAAUUGAAAUAAAUAAUUUUACUGAUUUUUUUUAUGGGUUGGGUUUUGUAGGUGAUUGAUAACUUUUUUGUGGAUGCAGGUUUUGGGAUGGCUACUGGCAGUAACAUAGAUAUGCUACCGACUAUAGAUAAUGGUUUACAAAGACCUAGUGGGAAUUUGGAAGAUAGUUUGACUGAGUUAGAAUUGAUGUUGCAAGCACAUCGUAAUCAACAAUUUGUGGGUCAUGGAAGGGAUCUUAAUAUAUAUAGGAGUGGCAGUGCUCCACCCACAGUCGAGGGAUCACUGAGUGCUGUUGGUAGUCUUUUUUCUAAUAUUGAUUUUCGAGACAUUAAUGGUAUCACUGGUGUUAGCAGCAAUAGUUGCAAUAAUGGAAUGUCUGAAGAUGAGAUUCGCUUGCAUCCUGCAUAUCUUUCAUAUUAUUACUCUCCUGAAAACAUAAAUCCGAGGCUGCCUCCACCAUUGUUAUCAAAAGAGGAUUGGCGUGUUGCACAAAGGUUUCAGGCCGGUGGGUCUUCCCUUGGGAGCAUCGGGGACUGGAGAAAGAAAAAGUUCGAUGAGGGUGGCGAUAGUUCAUCACUAUUUUCAGUGCAGCCUGGUCUUUCUGCUCAACAAGGAAAAAGUGAUUUGCUGGAGCUAAGGAGUGUCAAUGCAAAGAAUUUUCCCAGGAAGCUGUCAGAUGACUGGCUUGAUAAAGGCUCGGACAGUUUUGUUGGGUUUUCUGGUUCUGGGCUUGGUGCAAGGAGGAAGAGUUUUGCCGACAUUCUUCAGGAUGGACUUGAUAGACCUGCCACCUUAUCAGGUCACCGUUCACGUCCAGCAAGUCGUAACGCUUUCAGUGAAAUGCUAGAUGAACCUAGAAUUGCCGAUUCUGGACCACCAGGUUUUUUUAAUGGACUGGAGUCAAUGGAGAGCUUUCCUGCUGGAGUAGCUCAUCCAGGUAUGAUUGGAGUUCAGAGCCAUGGUAAAAUCACUUCUAACUCUUUUGCAUCUGUUGUGGGUGCAUCCUUAUCGAGAAGUACAACCCCUGAACAGCAUUUGGUUGGGAAGUCUCCUGGUGCUGGACUUCCUCCUGUUGGAAGCAAGAUCAGCCACACAGAAAAAAAGAAUAUUAUCGGAUCUAAUGUCCAAAAUGGGCGUUCAACUGCUGUGCCUGAACUUACUGAAAUUGCAGCCACAUUAUCUGGAUUGAGCUUGUCGAAAACUGGAAAUGUAGAUAAGAAUGCUCAUAUGCGUUCUCAUAGUCAGGCUGAUUUGGAUAAUAAGCUGGACUUUUCAUUCAACAUGCCCAUUCAGAGUGUGCAGCAGCAAUUCAUCGACCAGUCCAAUGCAGAAAAACUCCCAUUUUCUACAAACUAUGUUGACUCCACUAGGAAAAAGGGGAUUGCACCGAAUGUUAUUCCUUCUAAGAUUAUUUCCAACGGGAAAGUCAGCCUUCCCAGAAGAACAUCCUCUUCUGCAGAUCUUUAUGCAAAAGCGCAUUCAGGACUUGGACUUUCAGAAAGAUCUGAUGUUGGUCAGCCCAAUGUGAAUCUUGCAAACACAGAUUUCACUGGCCACUUACCUGCUACUUAUUCUGUUAACCAGAAGUUGAAUUCAGUGAUUAAGAGCCAUUUAAAUGCAGGCUCCUCUUUGACUGGUACUGGUGAUAGAGGAAGUUUAAGUGGAGCUGGAAUUCAAGGGUCUGAUCCUUUUCCACUUAUAGAUCCUCGAUAUAUCCAAUACCUGCAAAAAACUUCUCAGUAUGGGACGCUUGCUGCAGCUACUUCUAGUUCUCUGCUUGCUGGGAACUAUGCUGGUACUUUACAAGGGGAUUUGAAUGGCCUUCAAAAAGCAUAUAUGGAAGCAGUAUUAACCGAACAGAAGCAACAGUAUGAAUUGUCACUUUUGGCCAAGGCUGGUGGUCUGAAUCAUGGCUAUUAUGGGAAUCCCUCAUAUAGUCUUGGCAAGCCAUUUACUGGAAAUCCACUGGAAAUUUCUGUACUCCCGUCCAUUGGUUCUGGAAGUAUACAGAAUGAUAGAAAUGCACAUUUUAAUUCAAUGAUGAGAAACUCGGUAGGGGGUUGGCAAUCGGAUAUUAGUAAUAUUGCAAAUGGAAGAUACAUAUCAUCUUUAUUAGAUGAAUUUAAGAACAACAAGACCAGGUCUUUUGAACUCUUAGAUAUUGUUGACCAUGUUGUUGAAUUCAGUACGGACCAAUAUGGUAGUCGCUUUAUUCAACAGAAAUUGGAAACUGCCACGGAGAAAGAGAAGAACAAAAUAUUUCCUGAGAUUAUUCCUCAUGUUCGUGCUUUGAUGACUGAUGUUUUUGGAAAUUAUGUCAUACAGAAAUUUUUCGAGCAUGGUACAGAAAGUCAAAGAGCAGAGCUAGCCAGUCAGCUUACUGGUCAUGUGUUGGCUCUCAGUCUUCAAAUGUAUGGUUGCAGAGUGAUUCAGAAGGCUUUGGAAGUGGUUGAUGUGGACCAGCAGGCUAGAAUGGUAGCUGAACUUGAUGGCUCAGUCAUGAAAUGUGUUCGUGAUCAGAAUGGUAAUCAUGUUAUACAGAAGUCUAUCGAGUGUGUUCCUCGGGAUCAAAUUCAAUUUAUAAUUUCAGCUUUCUAUGGCCAAGUUGUGGCACUUUCUACCCACCCUUAUGGGUGUCGUGUCAUUCAGAGGGUGCUGGAACAUUGCAAUGAUGUGAAAACCCAAGAAAUCAUCAUGGCAGAGAUCAUGCAAUCUGUAUGCACUCUAGCACAAGAUCAAUAUGGGAAUUAUGUUAUUCAGCAUGUUCUUGAACAUGGUAAGCCACACGAGAGAUCUGCUAUCAUCAGCAAGCUUGCUGGACAAAUUGUGAAGAUGAGUCUGCAGAAAUUUGCUUCUAAUGUUGUUGAGAAGUGCUUGACUUUUGGCGGGCCUGAGGAACGUCAAUUUUUGGUCAAUGAGAUGCUUGGUUCAACUGAUGAAAAUGAGCCAUUGCAGGCUAUGAUGAAAGAUCAAUUCGGAAACUAUGUCGUGCAGAAGGUUCUCGAAACUUGCGACGACAAGAAUCUGGAGUUGAUCCUUUCUAGAAUCAAGGUUCAUUUAAAUGCCCUGAAAAGGUACACUUACGGCAAACAUAUCGUUUCUCGUGUUGAGAAGCUUAUUGCAACUGGUGAAAGGCGCAUAGGAUUACUAUCCUCAUUGGCCUCCUGAAUAAUCUGUAUAUGUAACCAUAAAAGGCACUUUUUCUCCACUGCCAUAACGGCUGCAAGUAGAUGCAGUUUGUACAGAACGACAUAAAAAGGUGAUUAUAGUAUUCGUCAUCUUCAUUACCUUAUUCUCUGCAAUAUAUAUAGAUAACCAUAAUUCUAGCCAGUCUGCAGAAUAAGAUCAUUGUCGAUAUUUUUAUUGUAUAUUUUCCGCACUAUUAUAGCUCGAAAAAAAAAAGCCUUCACUGGAGGUCGUUUCAGACGAACAAGAUCAGAUUAUGGCUUCCAUUUUUUCCGAUAUCCAAUCCGUAAGUAGAUAUAGGUGCCAUAGAUUGUGAAGCGUAAGUUUGGUUGUAAAUGCUUUAAAUAAACAGGUAGAGUCCCGAUUUUCAAUGAUAAUUUUUGCUUGCAUAUA